This is a messenger RNA of Setaria italica (foxtail millet), 1035 nucleotides long. Its product is annotated as magnesium-chelatase subunit ChlI, chloroplastic-like. Gene Ontology annotation, molecular function: ATP binding. The record is from RefSeq and is a predicted model, not a curated record. The annotation marks the transcript as partial. The transcript has a single exon. Gene Ontology annotation, biological process: chlorophyll biosynthetic process. Gene Ontology annotation, cellular component: chloroplast stroma. NCBI's taxonomy places the organism in Eukaryota, Viridiplantae, Streptophyta, Magnoliopsida, Poales, Poaceae.
GAGCUCCCCCGCGGCGGGGGCGUGGCCAGCCGGGGCGCGGGCCAGCCGGGGCGAGUCGGCGACCCCUUCAACUCCGACCCGGACGACCCGGAGGUCAUGGGCCCCGAGGUCCGCGAGCGGGUCCUCCAGGGGGACACCGGACUCCCCGUGACCACCGCCAAGAUCACCAUGGUCGACCUGCCCCUCGGCGCCACCGAGGACCGCGUCUGCGGCACCAUCGACAUCGAGAAGGCGCUCACCGAGGGCGUCAAGGCCUUCGAGCCGGGCCUGCUCGCCAAGGCCAACAGGGGGAUACUCUACGUAGACGAGGUCAAUCUGUUGGAUGACCAUCUCGUGGAUGUGCUGCCGGACUCUGCCGCGUCGGGGUGGAACACGGUGGAGAGGGAGGGUAUCUCCAUUUCCCACCCUGCCCGGUUCAUCCUCAUCGGCUCCGGUAACCCGGAGGAAGGGGAGCUCCGGCCGCAGCUGCUGGACAGGUUCGGGAUGCAUGCGCAGGUUGGUACCGUCAGGGACGCAGAGCUGAGGGUGAAAAUCGUGGAAGAGAGGGCUCGCUUUGACAGAGACCCGAAGGCGUUCCGUGACUCCUACAAAGAGGAGCAGGAGAAGCUCCAGGACCAGAUCUCAUCCGCUCGGUCUAACCUUGGUGCCGUGCAGAUCGACCAUGACCUCCGUGUCAAGAUAUCCAAGGUGUGCUCUGAGUUGAAUGUUGAUGGGCUCAGAGGUGAUAUUGUCACAAACAGGGCUGCCAAGGCGCUGGCCUCAUUGAAAGGAAGGGACAAGGUCACAGUGGAGGACAUUGCUACUGUCAUUCCAAACUGCUUGAGGCAUCGGCUCCGGAAGGAUCCCCUUGAAUCCAUUGACUCGGGUUUGCUUGUCAUUGAGAAGUUUUACGAAGUCUUUAGCUAGAUUAUCUUUGAGGUAAAUGUUCCUUAGUCACAAAUUCUGGCAGCAGGCUUCUGUCCUGCUGUAACAGUGUUAUCUGGAUAUCAAUUUUGUGCUUCUAGCAUCAUAAUGUAGAAUCCAUUCUGUUCCAUC